CAGGGGGAUUCUUCACAUAAAAUUUUAAGAACUGCUAGGAGAGUUUGGGUGAAAAACCUCAGUUUUGAUGCAGGGUUAAUAUUUUCCUUUGGGACAGACUUCACUAAAAUUCCGAAGAGUAAGCCGUAUGUCCUUAGCAGAUGGGAAUGAAACAGCUUUCUGACUGGAACCUGUCUCUUUUUGGUGCAAGCUUUAUUUGGAAAUUGAGGGUUCUGCUAAGCAAGUGCUCUGCUGCUGGUGACUGACAGCUUGCACACUGUCACUGUUGCUUUCCAUCAUGGAGCCAGGCAUUUGCACCGCCGGCCACGGUGGGGCGCACGCGACGCGUGGUGCCCUCUUAUCCCUUCUUUCCUCGUCCACCUUUUCGCUCUUAAGACCAGUCCCUGGGAGUUUCUGCCUUUGGUCUCCAGUUGUUGCUCUCGUCUCGCGAGAACUGCUCACCCAUCCUCUCCCCCACACAACCCCUCCUCCUGUGGGCAGGUUCCAUAUUGGGUAAAGUCUCGGCUCUCGGAGAGUCCCGGGAACUGUAAUCGCGAGAGUACAGCGGCAGGCUCCUGCUCGCUGACUCUGGAACCCCGACCACUGGAGCCUCAGCGGUCGCAGCAGCUGGAGCUAGAGUCCGGCGAAGCGCCCCGGAAUCGGCCUGGUGGAGAGAGGGUGCAGGGAGGUCGCGGCGGUCGUAGCUUUGAGCCCCGGAGCGCGCCCCUGCUCUUAGCCGCCUCACCCCCAUCACUGAGGCUCGCCCAGCAGCUGCAGCUGACAGGGGCCGAGCGCGCGGGAGUCUGUGGGGUCGCGGCAGCCGCACCUGCGCGGGCGACCAGCGCUAGGUCCCCGCCCAACCGGGCGGGCAACUAGGGCCGGGAACGGGUGCGGGUGCAGGCGGGGGCCCCUCAGGGCCACCUUCUUGCCCCGCAGCUGCCGCUGGAAAAUGUCUCAGGAGAGGCCCACGUUCUACCGGCAGGAGCUGAACAAGACAAUCUGGGAGGUGCCCGAACGUUAUCAGAAUCUGUCUCCGGUGGGCUCCGGAGCCUAUGGCUCGGUGUGUGCUGCUUUUGACACAAAAACUGGGUUACGUGUAGCAGUGAAGAAGCUAUCAAGACCAUUUCAGUCCAUCAUUCAUGCCAAAAGAACCUACAGAGAACUGCGGUUACUUAAACAUAUGAAACAUGAAAAUGUGAUUGGUCUUCUGGAUGUUUUUACACCUGCACGGUCUCUGGAGGAAUUCAAUGAUGUGUAUCUGGUGACCCAUCUCAUGGGGGCAGAUCUGAACAACAUUGUGAAAUGUCAGAAGCUUACAGAUGACCAUGUUCAGUUCCUUAUCUACCAAAUUCUGCGAGGUCUAAAGUACAUACAUUCAGCUGAUAUAAUUCACAGGGACCUAAAACCCAGUAAUCUAGCUGUGAAUGAAGACUGUGAGCUGAAGAUCCUGGACUUUGGACUGGCUCGGCAUACAGAUGAUGAAAUGACGGGCUAUGUGGCCACUAGGUGGUACAGGGCUCCUGAGAUCAUGCUGAACUGGAUGCAUUACAACCAGACAGUUGAUAUUUGGUCAGUGGGAUGCAUAAUGGCUGAGCUGUUGACUGGAAGAACAUUGUUUCCUGGUACAGACCAUAUUAACCAGCUUCAGCAGAUUAUGCGUCUGACGGGGACACCCCCUGCUUAUCUCAUUAACAGGAUGCCAAGCCAUGAGGCAAGAAACUAUAUUCAGUCUUUGACUCAGAUGCCGAAGAUGAACUUUGCAAAUGUAUUUAUUGGUGCCAACCCUUUGGCUGUUGACUUGCUGGAGAAGAUGCUUGUAUUGGACUCAGAUAAGAGAAUUACAGCAGCCCAAGCCCUUGCACAUGCCUACUUUGCUCAGUACCAUGAUCCUGAUGAUGAGCCAGUGGCCGACCCUUAUGAUCAGUCCUUUGAAAGCAGGGACCUUCUCAUAGAUGAGUGGAAAAGCCUGACCUAUGACGAAGUCAUCAGUUUCGUGCCACCACCCCUCGACCAAGAAGAAAUGGAGUCCUGAACACCUGGUUUCUGUUCUGUUGAUCCCAUUUCACUGUGAGGGGAAGGCCUUUUCAUAGGAACUCUCCAAAUAUCAUUCAAGUGCCUCUUGUUACGAAGAUUUCCUUCAUGGUGGAAGAGGGGUGUGUGUGUGUGUGUGUGUGUGUGUGUGUGUGUAUGUGUUAGUGUAUGUACAUGUGUGUAUCUGUCUUUGUGGGAAGGUGAGAGAAUAUGAGUAAACUAUGAUCACAGUGACUUUACAUGGAAUUGCAGAUGCUCCUUGGCAGCCUCCACUUGUUCUUCAUUUUGAGACUCAGCUCAGGCAGAUAAGAGCUGCCUUGUUAGGAAAAUGUUAAAUGCAAAGUAAAAAAAUAUUGAACGUUCCCUAUUUCAGUCAUGCUUUGCCACUUUGGCUUCUGUGACCCCCACCUUGACAGUGGGAGUAGGCUUGCCCACAUCCCACAGUGGCAGAGAGAAGGCUCACACUUUCUGGUUGCUUCACACCCUCAGCAGUGCAUACAGCCAAGACCAACUGGCCUCUGCACUAACCUAUGUUAACUUGCCUAAUACAGUUCUCAGAACUUGACAGGUAUAUUUGAAAUUGUAAAUAUGUUUGUGCCUUAAAAGGAGAGAAGAAAAUGUAGAUAGUUAAAAGAUUACAGCUGCUGAAGUUCUGAGCCAGGGCUGUUGAACGGCUGCUGUGGGCCCCGAGUAGCUGGGCAGCCAUGUGUGCGCAUGCCUCUGUGUGCAUCUCCCUCUCCUCACCCCCAGCUGAUGUUGCCAUUUCUCUGCUUACCUCUCACCUUCAGUGCAGAGUUUCAUGAGUAUUGGCCCUAAUGGUCAGAAGCAGGUCCUUGCUGCCAAUGUGCAUCCUAUGUGCUCUUUAUUUCUAGCAGAGUGAGGAUGUGUUCUGCACGUCUUGCUAUUUGAGCAUGCACAGCUGCCUGUCCUGUUCUCUUCGGGAGGCCCUGGUGCCAGGCAAGUUUGCCAGUGAAGACUUCUUGGAUAGUUCAGAUCCUGUGUCACCUCAGCUGAUGUUAUGGGCAAGUGGCAUCAUCCUCUCUUUAGCCCCCAGUGCUAUUUUGUGUUGAACACAAUUGAUAUUCCAGGUGCUUUUGAAGUGAAAACCCAUGAAAAAUGGAACAGAUGGAUGUACAGUGUUUUCAUUCUUGCCAUCUUCCAACAAACUGUUUUAGGGUAGCUAUCAGGGGAAAGAUCAGGGCUUUUCCUUAAGAAUAUCCCAAACUUUGGAAAACAAGUUAUUCUCUGUUCUCCCACUAAUCAGUGCUAAGGAAAUACUGAAAAUAAAAGUAAAAAAUAAACAUGGGAAGCCAGAAACUCCUUUUGCUAUCUUUCUCUACAUGUAGUUAUGUAAAGGAAAAAAAAAUAGAAAUGAGGUAUCAUUUCCACUCCUCUUGGCAGCUUAACAUUGACUUCUUGGUUUGGGGAGAAAUAAAUUUUGUUUCAGAAUCUUAUAUAGUGUAGGAAUCCUUUUGAGAAUGUGAUUCCUUUUGAUGGGGAGAAAGGGCAAAUUAUUUUAAUAUUUUGUAUUUUCAAUUUUGUAAAGGUGAAAUAUCCUCAGGGGUGGAGAAGAGUUGUUUUCAUAAUUUUCUGAAUUUUAGGUAUUUAGUGCUACAUGAGGGCCCACGUAUUUAAGUCUUUUGUGUCAUAAGAAAGUGUAAAGCCGCUUCCAGUGUUGGCUGUGUGACAAAAUCUUGUAUUUGAGCCAAGAUGUUUCCAUUUCUUUAUCAGUGCGGUGAUGCAUGCACUCCAGAAGGCCAGGGUAGGACCCCUGAAUCAACUGGAGCAAGAAGGAAGGAAGCAGGCUGAGGGUGAUAGCACAUCACUGGGGAUUCUCCCCUCUUUCAAGGAAAGUGAAUGUAAAGGCCUCAUCUUCUUUAUAUGCACUUCAAAUCCUCACCAUCCAGAGCAAGAUGACUUUUAUCAGCCAUGUGUGGUUGUCAAUGCUAGUGUGGUUUUCUAUAGAAAUACUGCUCUGAAUAUUUUUAAUAAAGGUCUUUGCACAUGUGGCCACAUACGUGUUAGGAGACUGCCUGCUCCAGGAGCCUGGACUCUAAACUGGGGCUCUUGGAAGAGCUCUUUGGUUUCUGAGCAUAAUGCUCCCAUCUCCUGACUUCUCUGAACAGAAAACAAAGGAGAGAAUGAGGGAAACUGCUAUUUUAUUUGUAUUCAUGAACUUGGCUGUCAUCGGUUAUGCCAUAUAGGAUGUCAGACAAUACCACUGGUUAAAAUAAAGCCUAUUUUUCAAAUUUA
Molecule: messenger RNA, 4263 nt
Organism: Nycticebus coucang (slow loris)
Lineage: Eukaryota; Metazoa; Chordata; Mammalia; Primates; Lorisidae
Gene: MAPK14
Product: mitogen-activated protein kinase 14
Exons: 12
Coding region: 929-2011 (360 amino acids)
Biological process (GO): protein phosphorylation; p38MAPK cascade
Cellular component (GO): cytoplasm; nucleus
Molecular function (GO): MAP kinase activity; ATP binding
Source: RefSeq, a predicted model, not a curated record